AUGAGACUGGAGGUGGAGCCCCCCAGCCAGAGGAAAGUGAAGCUGGGGUCUCUGAUGUUGGGUCAGAAAGUGAAGAAACAAGUAGUGCUGGUCAACCGGAGCCUGUUAGACAUUUCCUUCACUCUGAUGCUUAACACAAACACACCACUGGACCUAAGGGACCUGUCCUUCAGUCCAGCAGGAAAGCAGAGCCUGAAGGCCAGUGUUGGUUCAUGUAACGUUGAGAUCCAGUUCUCUCCUCAUCAGCACAUACCUCCCUUCUCUGCUGAGCUGCAGGCGGAGGUAGCAGGCCUGCUGCUCCCCCUGCUGACCAUCCAAGGCUGCUGCCAGGUAGUGGAGGUCCAGUUGGACCAGGACCACCUGGCCUUCGGAGCUGUUGUGCAGCGCUGCCAGGCCAAGAAGAGGAUUCACAUGAUGAACACUGGGGACAUUGGUGCCAAGUUCCAGUGGAAAACAGAGGCCUUUCCUCCAGAGUUGUCCAUCUCACCAGCUAAAGGCUACAUCUGUCCAGGCAUGGAGGUUCCUUUCUCAGUGACCUUUGCCCCAGUAGAAGUGAAUAAUGAUAUAAGACAUGAGAACCUGUGCUGCUGGGUGGAGGGGUCCUCCACACCCGUCAGAUUCACUGUAGCCGGCUCCUGCAUCGUAGCCUCCACCAGCAAAGAGGUGCUCCACUUUGUCUGCCUAGUGCGCGGCUCUCACACCCACACCCUGCCCGUGGCCAACCCCACAAACCAGCAGUGCAGCGUCAGACCUGUCAUAGAGGGCCAACAGUGGAGCGCUGCCCCCAUGCUGAUCCUUAGACCCCACCAAAGCAAGACCUACCAGAUCACCUACCGACCUCUGUCUAUGACUGCUGAUGGGAAGAAGCACCAAGGAUCUGUCUUCUUCUCCUUCCCUGAUGGGACGGGCCUGCUGUACUCCCUGCAAGGAACUGCUGAACCUCCCAAGGCAGAGCACUCCAUUGUACACGAGCUGCCAGCCAAGACUCACCACACAGAGGUGCUCCCUGUGCACAACUGGCACGCCAAGCAACAGAGGUUCCGUGUGCUGAUAGAGACCCUGAAACCUGACAAGCCAGAUGCUACAGUGUCCCUCAAGGGUCAAAAAGACAUUGUCGUCCCUGCUCUGGCCACUCGGGACUACCCGUUGUCUUUCUUUACAUACAAAGAGGGGCAGUACAACACCAAGGUGACGUUUCAUGAUGAGGUGUCCGGUGAGUACUUGUUCUAUCUCGUGACCUUUAAGGCCACACCUCCAGGAGUCCUGUCCACCAUGGAGCUGGUGACCACUGUGCGUCAGACGGCCUCAGCCACUGUGCAGGUGGAGAAUCCUCUGACCACAGUCACCUGCCUCACUACGGAGUGUAAAUGCCCUGACAUCAGUGCCCCGGCUCAGCACACUGUGCCAGGACAGUCCAAGGGCUCUGUGAGCUUUGAGUAUCUGCCCCUGCGUGUAGGCGAGUCUACAGCGCGCCUCACUCUCCACAGCAGCGAUCUGGGUUCCUUCCACUACGACCUGCUGCUCAGAGCUCUGCCUCCACCUCCAGAGAAAACCGUCCACUUCAGCACCUGUCUGGGCAGCAGCCAGGCCGUUCUUGUGAAGUUCAUUAACUACUCACGCUUCAAACCCGAGUACUCAUGCAAGGCCGAUUGCCCGGACUUCACAGUGGACAAGGUGAGACCCCAGGUGGGGUCCGAGUCAGGCGUGGAGGUUUGUUUUGAACCUCAUCAGCUGGGGCAAGUGACCGGCCAGCUCACCCUGUCCUCAGGAAUCGGGGGGGAAUACAUCUUUCCGCUGCACGGGAUCAGUCUCCCUCCCAAAGCCCAGGGUCCCUUCAGCAUCAGGGCCGGUCGCAGCGUUACCAUCCCCUUCAAGAAUGUGUUCCUGCACACCAGCGAUUUCUCUUUUCAGGUGGACAACCCCUGUUUUACUGUCAAAGACAUAGACACCGUCCCCUCCAAAAAGACCCAAAACAUCGUGGUGUCUUUUCAGUCCCCUGCAGCAGGCUUUCCGGGACCAUGGUUCGGCAAUCUGACCGUCUCCAGCCAGCGCUCUGAGGCCCACAGGAAACCUUGUUCUUGGAUCUUUUACCUGAAAGGCUACCGGCCUGAGUCCUCUUAGAGAGAUAUGAUUGAGAUAGAGAUUAUUUUCUUUUCACUAUAUCUGUAAAGCGUCUUUGAGCACCUGUAAAAGCGCUAACAAAAUACAUCUAUUAUUAUUAUUAUUAUUAUAUGUGUACACACACACUUACUGUACACAUAUGUAUUUGGCUUUGCGGACACAAUUUGAUGCCAAAGCAAAGGCACAGGAAACAUUUUAGGCAUUAGCUGUUACUUGGUUUUGAUGAUGCUUCAGUUAAAUGUUUUUACAAGUUAUUUAUACGUUGCCCUAACAUUAAUGUCAAUGUUAAAAAAAAAUGGCUGUGUAUGUUAAUGUCAUUAUUAUAUUUGCUCAUUAUCUAAAUACAACUUGCAGUAAAAAAAUACGUCCACACGAGGACAGUCAUGUCAAGUAAGUUUUCACAUAUGAGCGCUUCAGUGAUUGGGGAAGAUAUGUAAUUUUCUUUUGUUCCUUUUUGUCAUCUUUACAUCCUGCAUGUUAAAGUGUCAAUCUUUCACCUUCAGUUAUAUUCUCCAUAGCACUCUGUUUGCUGUUAAGACACACAGUGCAUUGCAGGCAAGACCAGCUACUCAUCUGAAAGGGCAGAGCUAGAGGAGACGCUCAUUACCAAAGGUUAGAUUUGUCACAUCACACACAAACACGCACACAUUUAAACCUCUAACGAGGAGCUUUACUGACAGUUCCAGAGACACACCUCUUACACCAAAAGGAAAAUCCUCUGAUCCUCCCAUCAGGACAAAGUGAGCCACACUUCCUGCUGUGACUAUUAAAAGGAAGAGGGGAAAUACAGCAUCUGCUUUGUUCAUAUUUGGGGGGAAAAGCACAACGUUUUUUUCAUAUCCUUCUGCCUUUUUUCGGAGACUAGACUCUAUUCCAGAUGUUGAUGUUACUAUUCAUGACACACAGUUUUGAAAUUGGAAAAUCCACUAUCAAAUCGUAUUUUCUUUAUUUUUUAAAAGAAUAACUAAUGUUAUUCCCAGAGGGAAUAACAUUAGUGUUUCUAUUGGCUAGAGCUCCAACCCAUUGUACGUGAUAAGCUAAGGAGCAGGACAUCUC
This is a messenger RNA of Notothenia coriiceps (black rockcod), 3177 nucleotides long. RefSeq names its product hydrocephalus-inducing protein homolog. Gene Ontology annotation, cellular component: axoneme. Bases 1 to 2121 code for a protein of 706 amino acids. The transcript is spliced from 12 exons. Gene Ontology annotation, biological process: axonemal central apparatus assembly; cilium movement. NCBI's taxonomy places the organism in Eukaryota, Metazoa, Chordata, Actinopteri, Perciformes, Nototheniidae. The record is from RefSeq and is a predicted model, not a curated record.